AUGUCUGAAGAAUCGUCGGCCGAUCGAAAUGUCGAAAUAUGGAAGAUAAAGAAACUUAUAAAGAGUUUGGAAAUGGCCAGAGGAAAUGGAACAUCGAUGAUAUCCCUGAUCAUUCCACCUAAGGAUCAAAUCUCGAGAGUAUCAAAGAUGUUGGCUGAUGAAUUUGGUACAGCUUCCAAUAUCAAGUCACGUGUGAAUCGUCUUUCAGUGCUUGGCGCAAUUACUUCUGUACAGCACCGACUCAAGCUGUAUACUAAAGUGCCACCAAACGGCCUAGUUAUAUACUGUGGUACUAUUGUGACAGAAGAAGGUAAAGAGAAGAAAGUGAACAUUGAUUUUGAGCCGUUCAAGCCUAUCAACACAUCUCUUUAUCUCUGCGACAACAAGUUCCACACCGAGGCUCUAACGGCACUGCUGGCUGAUGAUAACAAGUUUGGUUUCAUUGUUAUGGAUGGUAACGGUGCAUUAUUCGGUACCCUUCAAGGAAACACUAGAGAGGUACUCCACAAGUUUACUGUCGAUCUCCCUAAGAAGCACGGUCGCGGUGGUCAGUCAGCGCUGCGUUUCGCUCGUCUCCGUAUGGAGAAACGUCACAAUUACGUCCGUAAGGUUGCCGAGGUAGCCACCCAGCUGUUCAUCAGUGCUGACCGGCCGAACGUUGCUGGCCUCAUCCUUGCGGGUUCUGCUGAUUUUAAGACUGAACUGUCCCAGUCCGAUAUGUUUGAUCCGCGUCUCCAAGCCAAGAUCAUAAAACUGGUGGACGUAUCAUAUGGAGGCGAAAACGGUUUCAAUCAGGCUAUAGAGCUGGCUGCAGAAUCCUUGCAGAAUGUCAAGUUUAUACAGGAGAAGAAACUAAUUGGACGCUACUUUGAUGAGAUCUCACAGGACACAGGAAAGUAUUGCUUCGGUGUCGAUGAUACACUGCGCGCUCUCGAACUCGGAUCCGUCGAGACGUUGAUCUGCUGGGAGAACCUCGACAUACAAAGAUACGUAUUGAAGUCGCAUGCCACCAACCAGGAAACAAUUCUCCACUUGACACCUGAACAAGAGAAGGACAAAUCACAUUUCACCGACAAAGAGAGCGGAGUGGAGCUGGAGCUUGUGGAGUGCCAGCCGCUGUUGGAGUGGCUGGCCAACAACUACAAGUCGUUUGGUGCCACCUUAGAGAUCAUCACGGACAAGAGCCAGGAGGGAAGCCAGUUCGUUCGCGGCUUCGGAGGGAUCGGCGGUCUCCUCCGUUACAAAGUGGACUUCCAAUCGAUGCAGCUCGACGACGAGGAAAUCGACAAUCUAUACGACAUCGACGACUAUUAG
Messenger RNA from Bombyx mandarina (wild silkworm), 1314 nucleotides. It is a transcript of the gene eRF1, whose product is annotated as eukaryotic release factor 1. The record is from RefSeq and is a predicted model, not a curated record. NCBI's taxonomy places the organism in Eukaryota, Metazoa, Arthropoda, Insecta, Lepidoptera, Bombycidae. Gene Ontology annotation, biological process: translational termination. Gene Ontology annotation, molecular function: translation release factor activity.